GGGAAGAAGAGUUAGCCCAGGGCACAGACCUGCUGCUGCUGCGACUGACACUAAAACUCGUGGUCAGGGCUGGGUGUGUGCAGCUGCAGCUGCAGCAGCACACAGCGGGGGACCACCACCAUGAUGACAACUAAGAGGCUGGACAAUUUUGAGGUGGCGUGUGAGUGGGCUUCGUGCAGCUUCAAGGGCCGCACCAUGGAGGAGCUGAGCGACCAUAUGUCGCUGCAUUUAAAGGACUACCUGGGAGACAAAGAUGCCCUGGAGGAGCUGGAUGAGUAUGCUUGUCUCUGGAACGGCUGUGAAUUCCUGUCCAUGGGUAGUCCCGCGGAGCUGGAGGUCCAUGCUUACUUCCACAACUACCACGGUAAGCUCAAGUUUGUCGGCUCGCAGUUGCUCAAGUCCCGUCCUGACCUGCCCAGCUGCAACCAAGGCGUGCACAGCAACAACCUGGUUCCCGAAGGAUCAGAUGGAUAUGUUUGCCAGUGGGAGCACUGUGAUAGUACUUUUAACAAUCCCGAGUGGUUCUACCGACAUGUGGACAAUCACGUUGAAAGUGCUGAGUCACAGUCACUCUCACAACAGCAGCAGGCUCUCUUCUGCCACUGGACAGGCUGCGAUGCUUUCUUCAAGAUCAGGUAUCGUUUGAGAGAACACAUGCGGAGCCACACUCAGGAGAGACUUGUGGCCUGUCCUACGUGUGGCAGCAUGUUCUCCAGCAACACCAAGUUGUUUGACCACCUCCACAGGCAGGCGGAGCCAGUGGAGUCGCUGGUAUGUGAACAUUGUGGCAAAGCUUUUUCCAGCGAGAGACUUUUGAGGGAUCAUGUUCGCCAGCAUGUGAACCAGGUGAAGUGUCCCUUUUGUGACAUGACCUGCACGACUUUGGCAGCUCUGAAGAUCCACAUUCGGUUCCGCCACUGUGAUGAGCGGCCGUUCCCGUGUGACUUCUGCGACAAAAGAUUUAAGAAUCAACGCGAUCUACAAAAGCACACAGAUGUUCACAAUGAGGGCACUGUGUAUCACUGCACUGUGGAGGGCUGUGAUUACUCUUGUCACACAUUCCAAACCAUGAGCCACCACUUCAAGAGAGUACACGAGGUUGGGGGGAUGUCCAAAUAUAAAUGCCAUAUUUGUGAUAAGGUCUUCUCCUGGUGUUACACUCUCACGCUUCACCUUCGCAAAAAGCACGAGCUGAAAUGGCCCUCUGGACAUUCACGCUUUAGAUACAGAAAGGAUGUGGACGGCUUCCUAAAAGUAAACAUGGUGCGAUUUGAGACAGUUGAAGUGACCAAGGAAAUCAUGAAGAACAUGGCCAAAAAGCCGCAGGGCCUUCGGAAGAGUCCUCGGACCAGCAGCCGGAACAAGAGGGCUGCGGUCACGCCAGAGAGCGGCCGGAGCUCGCCUGCAGGAUCCUCCUCGCCCUCCUCCACCUCCUCCUCCUCUUACUCCUCAGAGUUCUCUGGAGCUGAGGAUGUCUCGUCUCAGCCCAGCCCCAGAGGCAGUGACUCUCCUGUCUACUGUGUGAUGAGCACCAUCCCUCACAUUGAGGACGAGCCUGGAGGAUUGUCUCAGGAGGACUGCGAUGGCAGUGGGACCUCCGGAGCCGUUCAGGCCCUGACGGAGGUCGCGAGGGGCCUCGGCAUGGACGUGGUUUGAUUGUCCACUUUGCACUGGGUGAAAUCACAAAUGUCCAGCGUAGGGUCUCAUGUAGCUGUUGUGCAAUUAAAUGAUUUUGUCUGUUUUAGUGUAUUUGGCUGCAGAACUUUCAGUGGAGACCUCACUGGAACUGCUUCCUCAUGGUGUUUGUAGUGAUGCCACAUUGAGACAGUUCUCUCUACACUGGUUUUAAGGGGACCACACAUUCACUAUAGCAGCUCUUAUUAACUCCAAUGCCUCCGCUUAGCUUUGUGACUUCUUGCGUUUCUGAGAUUGCCUGUGAAACAUGCAGUAGAUUGACAGAGCUUACAUACAGUGAGUUAACAGCACUACAAAGCUAGAUCUGUGAAAUGUCCUUCUUUACACACCAUGUUCCAUUUUCUUUGAUGUCUCCAUGAUGCUUCCCAGCAGAGGAUUUCAGAGGACGUUAUUUUUUAUUGUAUCCUUGGAAUGUUGCUUAAUUUUAUUGUUAUAAAUUUUAAAUACAUUUUUUAUA
Molecule: messenger RNA, 2152 nt
Organism: Toxotes jaculatrix (banded archerfish)
Lineage: Eukaryota; Metazoa; Chordata; Actinopteri; Toxotidae
Exons: 10
Coding region: 121-1656 (511 amino acids)
Biological process (GO): regulation of transcription by RNA polymerase II; anatomical structure development
Molecular function (GO): DNA-binding transcription factor activity, RNA polymerase II-specific; RNA polymerase II cis-regulatory region sequence-specific DNA binding
Source: RefSeq, a predicted model, not a curated record